Messenger RNA from Pocillopora meandrina, 14326 nucleotides. Lineage: Eukaryota; Metazoa; Cnidaria; Anthozoa; Scleractinia; Pocilloporidae. The record is from the annotation of a GenBank genome assembly.
GGGUUAAUAUUCCGCCUCUAGUAAGCGGCCUAGCGAAACAAAAGUACCUUAAUUUACAUAACAAGAGACACAUUCCACCAGGAAUAUGCCGCAGCUAAGGAGUCCGUGUUAGUAGUAUAUAUUUCUGCAUCAGUGCAUUGCUCAUUUGAAUGCGGAAAAUUCGAGUUGAUGCCGUUACUGUGGCAAAAAGUCGUGUAAAUUCUAGUCCAGUAGCUUUGCCUCCUUUACAAUGAAGAACUGGGACAGUUCAAGAUGACAAUAAUGUAGACAUUGAAAGGAAAUCGUUGGUUGAAGCCUUAGAACAGUAAGGUUUCGCCGAUUUGAACGAGCUGGCAACAUGAAAACAAUAUUGGGUUUGGCAGUCAUGGCUUGUGUUGUGUUUGGAGCAUCUCUAACGGCCAUCGACACAAACAGCGAAACAGGAAAAUCUGCUAGAAGACACCAGGGUAGGUGAAAAACGCAUGAUGCACCCAAGUUUUCAAAUCUUGGCUUAUUCCAUACCAUUCGUGAGUUAAAGACACUGUUCUAUUCGUAAUGUCUUGGCAGUAUAUUCUGGAAAAAUGCGAUCGCAAAAUUAGGUCAAGGGCAAUACUUGCAGCAGAUUACAGUUGUAGACUCAGAAUAUUCCCUGCUAAGAAAUUAUGUUACGAUAGGAAAUGUUUUGAUUUCGACAAGGAUGUAAUAACUCGCCUAAACGAGAAAUAAUUACUGUGAUUAAAUUAUUGAGGUAUAUUUACAUUUUGUCCCCGUGAACAACAUUAUAAGGCACUCCAGCAAAAGUUAAAAUUUGAAGCUUCUGUUUAAGUAUUAACUGAUUUUAACCGGAAAUAGUGUUACUCCAAACUUAACCCAAGUAUUUUCGCUCUUAAAAAGGUUAGAAUUAGCCGACUUCGGCAAGAAUAAAUUAGCCAGUUGUUGUGUUCAGCAAGUGCAACGAAUGGCUCGCAAAUCGACGCAGUACUCAAGUAACGCUUCUCUCUUCUUGGAUAAAAUAGCGAACUCAAAUUAAUGCAGUAGCAGAGAUCUCAUGUUACGUUGUCAAUUUUCUCUCUACACAUGUAUCGGCUGUAUAUCACUCAAGUGAAAAAGUUUGAAGGUUCCUUGAAGAAGUCAAUCAGGUUUAGUUCAUAGAUAGAGACAAUAAACGACUUGGCACUUGUGGCUUUCGAGAAUUGAUCUUCACGCACGUUAUACCUCCGUAGAAAUCGUGUAGUGCAUUCAAUCCUCUUCCAACACAACGAAUUUUUUCAACACGGCCGCCGAAAUAUAAACAACGCCAAAUCUUAAGAGUUUUAAGGCCUUCGUUGGAAGCCAUCCCAGUUUAGUUUACCGUAGUUUAAAAGUAAUAAUUCACGGUGAGUUGAUUUUUGCUCACCCGAUUGCAAUCGGGCAGAAAAUACUCUGUAACUUUAGGAGAGAGGUCGGUACAGAUAAAAUUAGUCAUUUUGGAGCCCUUCCGAUUGCUAAAAUAGUUUUUGCCACGAGGAAUUUUUACUGACCAUAGAACGUCACUGACAUUUUGCCUCGGGCUCGUCAUGCACUUUUUCUAUAAAAGGGCGAGAUUGUUUUUUUCUCCCGGUUUUGUAUUCUUAUUUUUUCAGGCUCUGCCUUUGUUUAAUUUUUCUUACUCUAAGAAAACAACUCCUCAAUGAUGAGCGAAGUUCAAAACUUAUUCCGCAAACGGAGUAAGAUAAGACACUCGUUCCUGGUAGAUAGAAACAGAUCAUAAUCCCUGUGUGUUCCAUUUUUAGAGAGCAUAUGAGUCGUCAUGGUUUUGAAGCUGGCUUGCUGUAUUUAUAAGAAGCUUGUUAAGUUUUUUGAAGAGAGAUUCAAAAAUCCUUAGAAGGAGCUCAACGCAAAUUGGGGAAUGGACAAAAUAGGGACGAGAUUAAAGGGGCAAUGUAAUUUUCUAGAGAGAUUAAUAUUUUAUAUGGUAUUAAUCGAUUGUUUGGAUCUGACUUUAAAAUAUGGAUCUCUCUGGAAAGGUGUUUAAAAUGCAUGUGCGAUAAAAAGAAACUUUCCGGGCAAAAAAAAAAAAGCGUUGGUAAAUAUCUUGUGAAAAACAUACAAUGUAGGUCAGGUCGUUGUCAAAAAUAGGACCUAGGAUUUCAAAUUUUGUCACCAGUUCGUCGACAAGACGACAUGUGUCAGGGAUGUUUUGUUGAUACCUGUUUUCAACUUUGAAUAUCGUUAGCUGAAAGGGGUUGAAAACCCGUGGUUAGCUAAAUAUAUUAGUUUUUAUAAUAUAAAAUACUAUAUAACAUUUUUAGAAGUUUAUGGUAACCAUUCGCAUCGGUGAUGUUUGCUCAAUGACAGCGUGACGAAGUUAGAACGAAAUACUUAGAUUUUGGAUGAGCUAAAUUUUGGCUGAAAUCAUAGUUACAAAAUGAUAUUUAACUCUUGACUGAGUGGGAGGGGUGAACUGGAAAUUAAGCGGCUCGAGGUCGGGACAUGCGGACCGAUGUCUUUUUGCUACUUUGUAUUUUCUGCGAGGAAAACGUUUUUUUUUUUCCACAUUGAAACCUAAACUUUGUUCGCUACAAAGUGGAACCAUAUAUCCUAGCACCCUCACCUUGAAUAGUGAUAAGAUCAUUUUAUUUCGUCUUUGUUAUCUCUUGUGAUAAGACCUUUUCACAACCUUGCUUCCUAACCCAUCUUGAUUUACACGUAUUUCGUCCGGUGUCGCGGUUGAGUUACAUUUUUAGAAAUAAUGGAAAACAGUCGAACCUACAUCAAGUGGUCACUUACGAUGAAUGAAAGGACGACCCGCAUAGAAUAGGGGUAUUUUAGAAAACGAUAAAAAAAGGCCAUUUUAUGCCAUGAUUGACCACAUAGGAUACAAAAUAUCGUUCAAAAAUACUACUAACAUUGAUUUCAGGCGAUAAACAUGGAUUCAAUUUUACUUGAAAGAUUAUUAUUAGUUUUAUUUAGUUUUAUUUUAGGGGCUCUGCUUAAAGUGUCCGUUCAAUACAGGUGAAGGAAAAUGCAAACAGGCCAUUUUAAGUGAUGUGAUCUUAAAGUUAGAAGCUUACGGCGUUUUGAUUCAGUCAGUAAAAAACAAAUUGAACUAAAAAUAACAUGAAAUCGCAAUCGUAAAAUUCAAAUUUUUUGUUUUGACCCUUUAACCUCUAAGCGUGACUGACGUCUAACUUUUGCUUACAGUCUCGCCUUUGAAUCAAUUGUAAAUGUCACUAGCAUAAAGGAAAUCAGGAUCUCCGAUUUACACAAAUUCUCCUUGUCAGUAUUUCUCGUCCUAGUCUUCCCUCGGUUGUAGUAGGCUCUACAAGAGGCGCGUUAAAAAAGGGAGAUGGGAAGGAAGAUAGAGCAAAUGAGUAAUGCAUUUCCAUCGUCCCCUUAGUUACAUCUCCAUCUCUUUCGCACGCUUCUAGCGACAAAUAAGAGGCGGCACUACCAUUCUGAAUUUGUAAUAUGUUAUUUUUUUUCGUAGCUUCUGACGAAGAGAUAUUAAUUAUCCUUGGAAACGGUUUGCUGCCAGGCCGGCCACAAUAUAAACCACAGCCAUUCAAGCCUGAUAAAUCUUACAAAAAUAUUCCCAAGUGCAUGAAAAAAGAAUGCAUUAAUGAAAGCAAGAGUAUGUUUCAUCUGAUGGACACAUCCGUUGAUCCUUGUGAAGACUUUUAUCAGUACGCAUGCGGAGGGUGGCUCAGGAAACCCCUACCCGAUGAUCAUGCGCAGUGGUCCGUAUUUACUCGCUUAAGUGAACAAAAUGAAAAUUUACUAAAACGUCUCAUUGAAGAACAAGAGAAUUCAGGUAAGAAAACGUGACAAGUAGGUAUUAAAGUGAAAACGUUGACUAAAGGAAGCGUGAUUAAAGUACUUUGUUGUCGAUCGCGGGACCGCAAGUCACGCAACACUAAUUUACUGUGAUUGUGUCAAGGAAUAGACGAUUGAAAGCGAGUCAUUAUUUCUUAAUGUAGGGGAUGUAGAGGCCGGGAUGUUUUGCGCAGAUAUUCCUUGACGCGCGUGACAAGUGAUCUGUUUAGCCAACCACACUUUGUAAACCAAUGGGAAGCUAACAUUCACCUCCCAUUUCAUUUCGGUUCAGAAAGAAAAAAAUGAUCGUCUGAGUGGGGUAGUAGGGAUCACUGUUGGACUAACCACAGUCAAUCAAAAAAAAGAGAAGGAUCUAGCGCAGAUAUUGAUAGGAUGAGUUAUCUUAUAUUGUGAGGCCUUAAGCUGCCAUAGUUUUACUGAUAGGUUUGUGUUUGAUAAUGAUAAAAAUAAAGAGAAAAGAACUUCUCAAAUUCAAAACUUGAACAAAUAGAGCGCUUUUCGAUUGGUUGUCUUAAAACCAACGUAAUCUCAACGGCCAAUUAGAGGAAAAGGAAAUAUUUUUAAGCACCAAUGAAACUCAAAACCAACCACAUUGUCUAAAGCGCGGGAAAACGCGAGAGACCAAGUCGUGAUUAGUUCUCGUUUUGCGUCUGAUUGGUUGAGAGGGUGGCGCGUGUUUUCUGGACCAAUCACGGAGUGAUGUUACGAAAAGAUAAUACAAUCCUUAAAUGUACUGGUCUUUACGAUACUGAUUCUUAGAAUUUUUUCGCUUCCUUCUUCCGUAAAGAAUGGCUUUAUCAUGACGAGAAAUUCUGCUGAUUCAAAGUCUCUUCUUAUGUCUACAGAUAACAGUGUGGGAAAACUAGUUUACAACUGGUACGCUGCUUGCAUGGACGAAGAUGAACGCGACAGGCUGGGAGCUGGUCCACUACUGGAGUUAAUACACAACACCAUGGGAGAGCAGUUCAAUCCUUUUGUACCAAACGACUUUUCUGGUGAAGAUUGGGUACUAGAAGAUGUGUUGGGCAUCGUCCAUAGCAGCCUUAAAGUGUUUCCGUUUUUCACAAUAAAUUUGGGCAUCGAUCCACUGAAUUCUUCUUCGCCAACACAUCUCUCGGUGAGACCAGAUGAAGUAGGGGUUAAAUCAUUGUAAACAAAGACAUGAAUAGAAACAAAACAAACAUACGAAUGAGCUAACAAACAGAGGUACGAACGAACGAACGAAAAAAAGAUAAGCAAAAAACGAGUGAUCAAGUGUACGAACAAACUUACUUACUGACUAACUAAAGAACGACCGAGCGAGCGAAUCAACUAAUGAACAGACAGACAGGCGAGUGAACCAACGAAUUAACGAACAGACAAGCGAGUAAACCGACGAAUGAACGAACAGACAAGCGAGUGAACCAACGAAUGAACGAACAGACAAGCGAGUGAACCAACGAAUGAACGAACAGACGAGCGAGCGAACCAACGAAUGAACGAACAGACGAGCGAGCGAACCAACGAAUGAACGAACAGACGAACGAGCGGACCAACGAAUGAACGAACAGAAAAGCGAGUGAAGCAACGAAUCAACGAACAGACAAGCGAGUGAAGCAACGAAUAAACGAACUUAUGAACGUGAGAUCAAUCUCUGCAGAUGACAAAUUUUCGAGCUGGUGAUAUCUGAAAACCUAGAUCCUACCGUGUAGCCGUAACUGAAAUAUGUGGACCUUACAACCAGUCUGGGUACGAGACUAGGGUAGGGGUUCUGAGAGGCCAGCGGCACAUACGCUGCAAAACUAACACGAGUACCCUUUCAGGUGACUCUUCCCAGCUACACCCUACAUAUUUGCGCUUCUAGAGACGUUAAUUGAUCCGUAUGUCUUGUAUCAAUACGAACGUUUAUGCCCCAACAGAUUGAUGAAGCAAAACCGAUGAUGCGGUUACAUGACUCAUAUUUAUCACAGGAAGAGCAUAAUGUGUUGGUAAGUUAAUUGAUCAAAAUUUACAAUUUUUUAAACCGUGCAUGGUGUAAACAAUCACUCUGCUUUAGGAAUCGCACGUGUAAAUAAUCACUUCGGUAUGUUAAAAGGUUAGACAAUCAUAUACGCCUAUUUUUCUUUGACCUUUGAAAACUUGAAUAGAACCGCGAAGAAACUGGGUCAAUUACUUUUAUCACCGUACAAUGCAGGUUAGCUUUCCCUGAAGCUUGUUGUGGAUAAUUCAAGCAUAUCUACUUUGAUCAAAUUUUCGGCCUCUUAUAUAGAGAUUCUAGUUUUAUUAUUGGCUCAGAAAAACCUCGCUCUUUGGCCCAUACAUCAUAGUAUGACCAUAUGUGAUAAAUGAUUGCGCUCGGAGUUGCCAAGCGUAAAACUUCUUGGACAAAGUGGCUGAAAAGAGAAGACUUACAAGCUUUCUACAGAAAAAAUGUAACAAGAUAUGGAAAAACCCAAUCAGCAACGACAAAGAAAGCAUCAAAUUCAAUGAACUGAAUCGUAAAAUUUAAAAAAAAAUUGUGAGAUGCGCAAGUUAGCAACAUGAAUGCACGUGUAACUGCGGCGGUAACGAGUGCUUAUAUAAUGGCAGUAAUCUUGGUCUAGAGUUGGAGUACCAACAAUUUCGCUCUGAGUUAGAAGACUCACAAGCGGUUCAGUCCUAUUCAAAGACCAAUAUCAUCUCCCCGAUAUAUUUUUAUCAAACUUUUUUGAUAGUUUAUACUCAAAAUUAUGUUUCGCUCUUUCACUAAUCAGGUAACUCAGGCUUACAUGGUGUUGAUGGCAAAUCUAACGAAGCUUUUGGGAGCUCUAGAUUACCAGGAUGCGAAUUCUAUCAUCCCGGAACUUAAGGAAAUUUUACUCCUUGAAGUUGACCUGAUCAAGGUAAUUUUUUACACUGCCUCACUUCAGCACUUGUUUAAUAAGCUUGGGUAUGUUGUCUUACUAAACCAAUUUAUAAACUUGUAUAUACCACUGAGCAGCAAUGUUAUUUCCAAAGGCCAUGAAAAAUGAAGAGAAGGAAAAAGAGAAUGGUAAUAAAUGGACACUGAAGGAUUUCCAAGCGAAUCUGCCAGAGGUAUUGUACAUGAAAAGCGUCUAAGCAAUUAGUGCUGUAAAAUGAUUCACGCUGAAAGACAGCAAUUUGAAGCGACUUCUAAAACUGUGUAUGCAGACUUGAAAUGAAGCUUUCCACAAUCCGAGAAUUCUGGGAUCCGUUAAAUAUUUUUUAAGUCUUUGAUGGGACGUGAAAAAUAACACCUGGAGCCUCGAAUGUCGGGGUAUUGUGAGAUUAUAAUGACUUGUUGCAAGGUGAAAAAAUGGUAUGACACUUCUAAUAAAUAAAAAAUAAUAAAAAACUUCAUUCUUUUUCGAUAUUUGUGUCACUACUCUAGCCCCAGGGACCGAUGGGUUCCUAUUUUUGCCUUCGAUGCAUGAUCUCCGUCACUAUUAGUAUCUAAUAACCUUUCGGAUUUGCCUUAAAUCAAAUAGAGAACGGUCUACUGCGAAGAUUGAUGGGAGGGGGGUGGGGAGGGGGUGAGCCGUUGUACUUUCUGGUCGCCAUUGCAAUUAAAAUCUAAGUUUCCCGCCCACGAACGAAACCGCUGUAGGCGAAAGCUCUACUUGGAUUGAAUUGUUUUCUAUUUUUUCUCUUUUUAGUUUAACUGGACGAGAUACUUCACAGAGUUAACGGCAGAUUUGAGUAAUAACAACUCUUUCUCUGAAUCCGAAGUAGUGUUUAUCGAGGCUCCUCUUUAUCUGGCUGAGGUGGUGAAGAUUUUAAAGAACAGACCCAAAGGGUAAGACUAGAAGUGAUUGCAAUAAAUAAAUAAACUCUUGAUGAUUCAAAGAAACUUUUCAAGGGCGGGGUAACUACGAUAUCAACAAUUCACCGGUGAAUCUGUGGACUCGAUUUUAUAUUUGAACUGAAACUAUUCGACAAUUUUUUGUCACCGAGAUCUGGCGAAAAUUUGGAAUUGGUAGCUACUUAGACAAGUGUCCUUACUACUUUCUAGCGAAGCGCUCGUCAAUUAGACAUUCGGUAGGCGGCUUUUUUUUUUUCAGUUGCCUGUUGCACUCGCCUAAAAAACUAAUAAAUCAAAGGGAUAAAAAGAGGAAAAAUGGGUUAAUAAAAAAGAAUUGAUAAACCCUCUAAAGCAGGUUAAUCAAAAAGCUUUUGAAAAUUCUCACGCAUGGCCCGUUUGGAGUGACCUUCAGAGUCGUUUUACUGCAGGUUUACUUGGGGUGCCUGUGGAUUGAUCCUCCCUCAAAGUCUUUGAAAACUGUAGAGGAGUGACAACUGACUCUCAGACUUUGUCUAUUUAGAAAAUGAAGGCUGAUAGCAGUCAUACUGAUACCAAAAUCUUUCCAUUAGAGUUGUUGCCAACUACAUUACUUGGUUAUUAAUCCACGAGUAUGGCCCUUACCUUUCGACGAAGUUUCAUGACGCUUACUUGACGUUCGCGAAAGUAGCUUACGGGAUAAAGAGAGGAAGUGCGUUAUGGCGGCGGUGCGUGCGCGGUACGACCAAGUCUAUCGAUAUGGGCGUGUCUAUGUUGUUCGUGACUGACAAGAAGUCGGAGUUUACUAAUGGAAGUAUGCAUCAUGUAAGUAUCACAAUCUAAUGCCAAUUGCCAAUUUUGCAAUUGUCUAUUACACAAUUUACUUUGAGUGAAGGGCGGACACGUUUUAAACAGAACAACCAUUAUUAUUAUCAAUACAGUCAAACAGGUACCAAAGAAUCGGGGUGUUAUAUAAAACGAUGAAAAAUAGCUAUUUUAACCCGAUAUUGACCUUUUAAUGCCCAAAAACUCGCACAAAUUUACUGCAACAUUUAUUUCGGGAUAUGAACAUGGAGUAAAUCUUACUUGAAAGAUUAUUCUUAGUGUUUUUGAGUGAUUUCGCUCAGAGUAUACGUAACCUUGUAAUUGCAAUUGUAACAUUGAAACGCUUUUUUUUUUACAUUAAAACUGUUUGAUGUACAUCAGGCGGAUCAAAUGGUUGAGAAUAUACGUGAGGCAUUCAUUGAUAACUUAAAAUCCGUGAACUGGAUGGACGAGAAAACGAAACAGGCAGCUAAAGAAAAGGUGAGGCUUAAACGUCUCCACGUUUUGAAACAAUCACUAAAUAUUUUAUCCUGUAAUAUGUUUUGAUUUGAAUAUCUUUGUGUUGCAGGCGGAGGCUAUGAUUCAACAGAUAGGUUAUCCCCCAUUUAUCACGAGUCUAACAUCAUUAGAGCAGUAUUUUUCUGGGGUAAGUGACUUCAAGCUUUGUACAUUUUUUAUUCGUGUCUACCCUUCCUAUAUCCGGUAAUAACUGGUCCUUAUGAAUGCUUCGAGCGAUGUCUAUAUAUAUAUAUAUAUUUUUUUUUUUUUAUAGUUGGACGCUAACCCUAAGACGUUUUUCAACAAUCGACUCAUGGAAAACAAAAUAAGAAUGAAAAACACUCUGGCAGCAAGAGGUCAACCCCUGAGUCGCUUCAGAUGGGACAUGCUGCCGACUGAAUCAAAUGCUUAUUAUUCUGUUGAAAGCAAUAAAAUCGGUUAGUGGUGUGUUGCUUUGAAAAAAGACUGACUCUUAAAAUAUAGUCUGAUCCUAGUCUCGUAUCCAGACCUUCCACUGCCAAGCAGUUUUUUUUUUAUUACAGUUACACGUAGGAUUUGAGAACGGGAUCAGUCUGAUCUAUAAAUCAAUUAGAUAGAACUACGGAUGCUCAAACUCCACAACUAAAUAAAAAAAAAGGCUCAUAAAUAUAAAUCUAGUAGGCGAUAUGCUAAAUAGGGGGGCAUUGAAAAUCGCUUGGGUGAGCUGGGUUCCUACAUAAACAAUAAUUAUUAUUGUUGUUAUCUUCAUCACAACUAUUACUGUUAUUAUCAUUAUUAUCAUUAUCAUUAUCGUUGUCGUUGUCGUUGUUACUAUCAUCAUAAUAUUAUCGUAAUUAAUUGACGAGAAAAAAAUUCUUAUUCUUGGUACUUGAUAGUCUUAAUUCUUUGUUUCAGUUGUACCAGCAGGAAUUUUGAUACCUCCGUUUUAUCACAUUUCCGCUCCUCAGUAAGUAGAAAAAUCCCGAUUUUUUGUUAUUUUGUUUCUAAUUUGUUCUCAACUGAAAUCGUUGCUCCUUCAGUUGAGCGAUAUGCAUUCAGUUAUUUUCUAAAAACUGCUAAUUUUUUUCAUCUUUAUCAUAAUUUGUUGUUUCUGUUUUUAGUGCGCAAAAUUUUGGAGGAAUAGGAUUUGUGGUUGGACAUGAACUUACUCACGCAUUUGAUUCUCAAGGUGUGUGUUUUUAGCGACGCGUCCUGUAUUCUUUAUAAUACUAACCUUUUUAUAAAAACAAGAACCGUAGUUGCUACGUCUAAUCUUUCAUUCGACAAGGAAUAUUUGUCGAAAAAUCAAGACCUUCUAUAGUUGGUGAUCAUUUCCUUCAUUCUCAUAACCUUUCUGUUUUAUUCAGGGGUGAUAUUGUAAGGAGAAUCUAGAUGCUAGUCACUCUUAUGGGUUUAAGGGUUAAUAGAAAACUAAACACGCUUCUAUCCUUUUCCAGGUGCAAUGUUCGAUAAAAAUGGAAACCUGAAGAACUGGUGGGAUAAAGAAUCUUUUUCUGGUUUUGUGAAUCGAGAAGGGUGUAUGAAGCGUGAAUAUGAGCAGUACUCAGUACAGGGACGCCAUGUAAGUUAUUGCGGUUUACCCCAUCGUAAAACAUACCUACAGCAAAUCCUUUUUCCUGAAAGGGCACUAUAAUUGCAUCUGGUAUAAGUCUACUGAGGCCUAUCACUAAUGCUGCAGUCUGAUUACUCUCUAUUCCAUAUGAUGUGAUAAGCUGAAUAAUACACACAUUGAUCACACACACAUGAUCUAUUGGAAGACAGACUCAUAGAUAAUGUCACCUUUAACAACAUCGUUUUCAUGUAAAACAAACAGAUUCCAUGUUGCGGUGGCUCUGUACAGUAAUAGAUCACAGAUGACGUCAAAAUGUGGUAGGAACAUCCGUGACAUGCUCAGUUGCUCUCCUUCUGCCCACUCUUUUGUUCUCACUACAUCUUUGAUCUAUUACUGAACAAAAGGGAUAAGUUUCUAAGGAAAUUGUGCUGCUGCGUCGGUGGGAGAGUAUAACAGGGUAAUUUAGAGUUAUCAACUGAGUUGAUAAAGUAAAUUGGCCAUCGAGCGUUAGCCCUUUGUCAGAGCGAAUGACGAAGGACUAACGCUCGAAACGUCGGCUUUGAAACUCUUUUCAAUUUACGUUAUCAACUCUAACUUACCGUAUUACUAAACAGACGCACGGCAGCAUGAAAUCUCUUUGUUAAAAAAGAGGGAGUUAAGUGAACAGCCUAACACUGUGAAUGUGUAAACGGAUUAAAAUAACAGCACGAGCCUGUCUCGUUGUUAAGUUUUUAACGACAAAUAGAUCUAUACUUAAACAAUUGGGUCAUUCGCUCUCAAUUGUAUGCGUCACCGUCAUCAAACAUCACGCAAUAGAAAUCUAAAGCUCAUAAUCUAAAUGUUUAAGUAUGUAAUUUAAAAGGACUGAGAGGAGUACAGUUCAAGGAGGAAUUGUGUGAGAGAUUUCAAAUUGAUCAAGGAUGUAACGCGAGGAUGAUGAAUACGAGCACGAGUGCCCCUUUCCAGCUUUUAAGUAGAAGGCUGAUCUGAAGGCUGCUUUUUCUCAAAUUUCAUCACUUGGGUUAAAAUAUUCUAAAACCCUUUCGUUUCUCUCUUUAUUCUUCUACUUUACAAGCUUUUGACAUUUUUGGAUUCUGACCAAUUUUUUUCAUCACUGCAUUAGUUGGAUGGCUUAAAGACUCUAGGAGAGAACAUUGCUGAUAAUGGCGGUUUGAAACUUGCCUACCUGGUAAGGUUUUUCGAAUCUUAUAACAAAAUUGCCCGUGAAUCUGUAUCAAUAUCCUAUGUAUCUAUCAGAAAACGACCAAUCAUAGCCACCACGAUCGAUUCCCAGGAAGGCAAAGUCGCAAGAAAAUUGAAUGAGAGAUAAGCUACAAAAACCUGAAUACAUUCUUAAAGACGUUUAGUUAGAAAAUGGGGCGCAAGAGGGAGGGAGAAGGUUUGACUCUCAGACUCACCAAUGGUGUAAAAAAAGGAGAAUUUGUUUCACAAUCAGAAGAUUCACGCAACGUUGGGGUAAUUCUUAGAUCACUGACAUGCAGUAUCUGAGCAAUUGUGUGCAUGUCCCUCCCCUACCCAACAACAGUCAUCUGAUGACAUAUUAGGGUUAAUGUUGGGUUAGGGGAGAGGUGGGUGCCCUGUUGCUUCGCUAAUGACUUUGAUCCAAACUUUUUCUUGACGAUUUCUAUAAAGUAGCGCGAAAGAUUACGCUGGGAACAGUUCUGGUAUUGCGCACAGUCUACUGAGGUAAUUUUUCGUUUCUUGACAGGCAUAUCACAAGUGGUCAGAUGAGCACGAUCACGACAGUACGCUGCCUGGGCUUGGUCUCACCUCAAAUCAACUAUUCUUCCUUUCUUUCGCUCAGGUAUGAUAAGUGCGUGCAAAGAACUAUCAAGUCAUGUUCUAAUGUUCUAAAUGAUACUAAGCCAGACACAACAUAAUGAAAAAAAUUACGCAUUCUUUUUCUUAUUUAGAUUUGGUGCGAGAAAACCACUCCUAGUUAUGCAUUGACUGAUUUACAAAUUGACGUGCAUAGCCCGGGCAAAUUUCGGUGAGUAAUAAUUGCAAGGGGCCAUGUGUUUCACAAAGUCAGGAUACAGUACGGUUGUGUGUUCAAGUAGUUUGCUUUGUCUUGCGACAGUGUCUUGCCUGGCAUCCUUCUUUACAUCGAACAACUGGCGACUAAAAUUUAUCUUUGUUUAUCCUUGGUCAAAAGUGAUACUAAAGACUGAAAAUGAAAUAGUUGUUGACGACCCCAGGUGUGCACUGUGUACUCGGGUAGGAAGCUUGAUGUACGAUUGCAUUACAGCAUUUGAAUGUCUAUUUCAAAGCGAACGUUGAGGUAUUUGUUACUGAUUCACUCAAGUAGCUAAGCAGUUGGUGGACUACUUAGAGAGAGACUGUCCACAAAAAUGUAGACGAAGAAAUUUAACUUUAAAUUCAAAUAUAGGCCUCAUUCCUGUUACGGUAAUUUUACGGCUUAAGGUAUCUGGUCGUCUUGACACAAUGUUACAUAUAUCCCACUUGCUAUUUGGAUACAAAAUGUAGCUUGGUAAAGAACCGCGUAGGAGGUCCCUAUGCGAAAAAUUAGUUACACUAUAGAGAAUAGGCUACCAAAAGGAUAUUUUACAAUUGUGUACUUAGUUGCCAAGCCUUUGAUUUGGAGCGAGGCUGAAGGUGACUUUGUUGUGAUAGGGACCAGUAUCUAGUUAGCAUUAUAACAAAGUCCUUUGCAUUUGAAAAGCAGCUAGGUUUGUAUCAUAACAAGGUCAACCUUAGCCUCACUUCUGUUCAAAGGCUUGACAAUCAAGCAUACAACUGUAAAAUGGACUAUUGACUACCAGUGGGGGUGGGAGUGGGGGUCAUAAACAUAUUACAGAGCCUAAUGGGACAAAACCAAAAUUCUCCGACCCCACCCACCCACCCCUCAUUCAUAAAUGAUGACCUGUCCUUAAUCUUUUUCGUUUCUUGUCUUUAGAGUUGAUGUUACAUUAAAAAACAGUCAAGCUUUUGCCGAAGCCUUUAAAUGUCCAGCGAAUAGCCCAAUGAAUCCUGUCAACAAAUGUGCCGUUUGGUGAUUUCUUGUGGGAACAAAAGAGAAUUGUAUUAUUAUUUUUUUCAAAUAUGAGUAUAUUCCUUAUUUAUUUUCUUGAAUGGAAAUUUUGCCUGCCGACAAAACCUGCCAUUGAAUUGAUAAAAGCAAAUGUAUUAUUUAGAUUUGGAAUUGAAUACAGUGAAAACUGGAAAAAGGAUCACCAAAUACAUCUUUCUCUGUUUUUGCAUACGACGCACAGAGGAGGUAACAUUUAGUGAUAGUUAAACCCUUUAACUCCCAAGAUCGGAUUGUUAAUUCUCCCCUGUAGCUGCUACACAUUUCCUUGUAAAUUAAUUAUGAGAACUUGGUGUUAGAUCAGGAUAGCAGCUUCUACCUGAUAAAUUUGAAUAUUCUCUUUACCUGUUUGCUGAAGAAUGUAUGGAUAUUGUAGGGAGAAGUUUUAAGUUAAUCACUUCUGGGAGUGAAAGGGUUAAUAGAGGGAAGGGUGAUGUUUGGGACCUUUUUGUCUGUUAAACCUCAACACCUUAACAUUAGGAGCCAUACUCUUCAUACUCUACUCUACACCUUUUCUUUGGUACUGACAAGGAGAAUUUGUUUAACAAUCAAAGUUUCUUAGGUUUGGCGAUCGUUUCCUUCAUUCUCAUGAUCUUAGUGAGUGAUUCAGUAGUAGCAGUGUAAUUAGAAAUUAGAUGCUGGUCACUACGGGUUAAAAGGUUUACCAAAAUCUGUAAUGAAACAGAGUUGAUGGCUCAGUGGUAAUUAUGGAUAAUAUUUUAGUUUUAUAGUUUUAAUUUUAAAAAAAAUAAGAUUAAAACGAAAUUCAUCGAUCGAUGUUCUUAAACUGGGGAAAAGAAUUCACUUAACUAGAGUCAAUGCCGUGUCA